UUGGGAAAUAAACUGGAGGGAGCAUCGGCCGAGUAUAAAAACUCGACAUAUCUUUGGGAUGGUACACGAUUCUUCAUCGAAACAUCACACGGCUAACAUGAAACUACUGCUCGUCAUUCUGGCCUGCCUGGCAGCCUCCUCGGCCGUGCCUGUGGAGAAGCAAAAGAGGGACAUCCUGCCAGGCGAUCCCCGCUACGGAACCGAUCAGCAUCAUCAUCAUCACCACCACGAAAACGUGGUCGAAGAUGCACGAGCGUCCAGUGGUUACUCCUACUCCUUCCCGGAAACAGAGAACCAAAGAGCCCAUGUCCAUUUGCCCUCCAACAGCUACGGACCUCCAGGAUAUCAACCGGGUACUCCUUUGAACAAAGAAUUCGUGGCACCAACCUCUGACGUAAUUCAGUAUUCAACUCCGGUACCGAAUUUCCAAGUCUCCGACUCGGUUCAGACUCCUCAAUUGACCAACACGUACAUACCGGUAAAUACGGAAGUGAAGAAGACGGUGACGACUGCGACAAUUUCUGUACCUGUUGAGAAGACCAAUUUUGUGAAAGCUGCACCGCCUGCAACUUCUUAUGGAACUCCAGUGGCCCAUCACACCACGAACACGCUUGAUGCAUCCAGCGAUUCUCGCGUUGAAACCACGCUGAAGACAGUAAAAACCCAACUCCAAGAUCACCAGUUGUUGGAUGUCCCAUCUCCGCAAGUGACGGUCACCCAACAAGCGCCCGUCAGUAAAGGAGUGGCACAUUAUGCCACCGGAGUGAAGAGUAUUCCAGUCACGACCACCUUCACAAAGAACUUACAGGCGGAUACCCUGUUCACUGAUAACUUACCCACCUUCCAAUCGUCGAUUGGAGGAUUCUACAACGCGCCUAGUUACAGUCUUCCAACCACUGUUUACACGAACCUCCAACCAUCUUACAGCACCUUUCACACUGGAUUCACUGGUCUGGGAGUGGAUUACCCUCUGAGAACCCUGAGCCACCAGGUCCAGUUCCAACAACCACUAACUGCUCAUUUCAGUAACGCAAUUCCUACCUCCUACUCUUUCCCACAAACCAGCUACCAAUUGCCUCAGACUCUCACACAGUUCGUGCAACAUUCUGAACCAUCCGUGAGCACGGUACAGAAUUAUUCUCCAGUGCAGACACAGACCAAGGUUCAACCAGUGCAGCAGAAUCUGGAGACCGUGACCCAUGUGGAGCCAGCACACCACAAGGUGGAAACUCUGACUCCAGUUCACAAAGUGCAAUCGGUAGAAGUGUUGCCUCAACGCACGGUGGUCGAAUCAGUGAAGACCAACGCGACGCCAUUGACCCACACCCAAGUCCAGAAAGGACCCAUCGGUGAUUUCUUCCAGAAUUUCUCGGAGAACUUGCCUUCUUUGCCCUCGUUUCCCUCGCUACCUUCUUUACCUUCUUUACCUUCGUUCCCCUCGUUACCUGGUUUACCUACGUUGUCGUCAACCCCGGCACCACAGAUAGAAUCAGCUUCGCCAGUCAGCACUCAGGUGUUCGAGAGCAAAGAUUCCAUCGCCAUCGAGAACCCAUUAUUGUCCGCCGACAACAACCUGAAGGGUACCGUUGUACAACACGUCACCCCAGCUAACGAGUACGUUCAGCCGACGGCCGCGAACGGGGGAUACGUUUAUUGAAAAGUAUUCAGAGAGUCGAAAGUCUUUUCAGUUUAAUUGGAGGUGGUGAGACGUAGAAGAUGAUAAGGUACUUUGUAGUGAACUGUAUGAUGUGUGAACUAUGACCCGUGUAUUAUGGAAGUCUCAGGUGGCAAAUGUUUUCUAGCAAAAGAAACAUAUGUAACAUUAUAAGUAAAUAAAUUCUUUUAUUACAAA
Messenger RNA from Osmia lignaria (orchard mason bee), 1852 nucleotides. RefSeq lists its product as uncharacterized. Lineage: Eukaryota; Metazoa; Arthropoda; Insecta; Hymenoptera; Megachilidae. The record is from RefSeq and is a predicted model, not a curated record.